ACUUAGUAUUGCGUGAAGCAAGAAAAAAAAUCAUCAAAGAUGAAAAUGGUUAUUUUAGCCUUUUUGUUUUUAAGCAUGAGCACAAUCAUCAAUGGUGGAAUCACGAGUAAAUUCGUUCGUCAAGCUUUACCGUCCAUUGAGAUGUCUCUUGAAACUUUCCCUUCUCCUGGUGGUUACAACACUCCUGAACAGGUUCAUCUAACACAAGGAGAUCACGAUGGACGUGCCAUGAUUGUCUCGUGGGUUACGCCGCUAAACCUCGCUGGUUCUAACGUCGUUACUUACUGGAUCGCUGGUAAUAGUAGUGACGUAACGCCAGCAAAGAAGAGAGCUCACGCUUCCACGAAGUCUUACAGAUUCUAUGACUAUUCCUCUGGUUUUCUCCAUCAUGCUAACAUUAAAGGACUCGAGUACGAUACCAAGUACAUCUAUGAGGUUGGUACCGAUAAAUCCGUUAGACAAUUCUCCUUCACUACUCCUCCAAAGGUUGGACCUGAUGUUCCAUACACAUUCGGCAUCAUUGGUGAUCUUGGACAAACUUAUGCUUCUAACGAGACAUUGUAUCAUUACAUGUCGAACCCUAAAGGCCAAGCCGUUCUCUUUGUCGGAGACUUGUCUUACGCAGACGACCAUCCGAACCAUGACCAGAGGAAAUGGGAUACUUGGGGAAGAUUCGUGGAGCCCUGUGCGGCUUAUCAGCCUUUCAUUUUUGCUGCCGGGAAUCAUGAGAUUGAUUACGUUCCGAACAUAGGUGAGCCUCACGCGUUCAAACCCUACACUCACCGUUACCCCAAUGCCUACAAAGUUUCACAGAGUACUUCUCCUCUUUGGUACUCGGUCAAACGCGCCUCUGCUUACAUUAUCGUCCUCUCCUCCUACUCUGCCUACGGCAAAUAUACUCCUCAAUACAUUUGGCUCGAGCAAGAGCUGAAAAAGGUGAACAGAGAAGAGACUCCAUGGUUGAUUGUAAUGGUUCACUCACCGUGGUACAACAGUAAUAACUACCAUUACAUGGAAGGUGAGAGCAUGAGAAUAAUGUUUGAGUCGUGGCUCGUUAACAGCAAGGUCGAUUUGGUUUUGUCUGGUCAUGUCCACGCCUACGAAAGAUCGGAACGUAUCUCUAAUGUCAAAUACAAUAUCACCAAUGGCUUGAGCUCUCCGGUGAAAGACUCCUCUGCUCCCAUUUACAUCACCAUCGGAGAUGGAGGAAACAUUGAAGGAAUCGCAAACAGUUUCACUGAUCCACAACCAAGUUACUCGGCCUAUAGGGAGGCAAGUUUUGGUCAUGCUGUUUUGGAGAUCAAAAACAAGACUCAUGCGCAGUACACAUGGCAUAGGAACCAAGACAACGAACCUGUCGCCGCAGAUUCUAUUAUGUUGCAUAAUAGACACUUCUUUCCGGUGGAAGAAAUCGAAUCUGGCAAUGUUAGCGUUUGAUUUAAGUGUUCUUUAGAAUGAUAAUGCUCUUAGGAAUGUUUGGUUUUCUGUUUGAAUUUUUGGAUGUUUUUUGUUUUCUUUAGUUGGAUAUCAAUAAAGUUUGU
Molecule: messenger RNA, 1541 nt
Organism: Camelina sativa (false flax)
Lineage: Eukaryota; Viridiplantae; Streptophyta; Magnoliopsida; Brassicales; Brassicaceae
Product: purple acid phosphatase 6
Molecular function (GO): acid phosphatase activity; metal ion binding
Source: RefSeq, a predicted model, not a curated record